Messenger RNA from Peronospora matthiolae, 1422 nucleotides. Lineage: Eukaryota; Oomycota; Peronosporomycetes; Peronosporales; Peronosporaceae. The record is from the annotation of a GenBank genome assembly.
AUGGAGGGCGAGACGCUGCGUCUGCAAUUCGGCACGGCUGCCACGACUAUCGGCACGCACUGGUUGGCCAUACAAGAGUCCAAUAAAGACUUCAGGAAGCCACAUGUGCUGGCGUUUGAAGCCAAAGGGCGUGUACGCCGCCACGUCCGCGCUGCUCUGAAGCAGCAAGAAGACCAUGCGCUGUGGGACGGACAUGUACAGGUGUACGACCAGUCGGCAGUGGCUGAACGAGGAGCUGACGAUGGGCUCUGGAGCUGGGGGAGACUGGGCGAGCCCAACCUCGUCGAGGUGGAGGAUUUUCGUGCACACAUGUCUUUGCACAACUUCUAUGAAGGGUGUUCAGUGGCGAACGGAGGAAACAUUGGUAAUGCGACGCUCGAGCAAGUAGAAGACCGCGUGCGGACAGUUUUAGAGACUUGUGACCAGCUGAAAGUGGUGCAGAGUCUGGUGGACAUGGACUCGUCGUGGGGAGGAUUGGCGCAUGAAGUGAUGACGUACAUUGCGGAAGAGUGUCCGGGUGCAGUGACCGUGAUGGUUGGUAACGAUUGGAGUUAUCCGAUGGUCACUGCAAAUGACGAUGCGCCGUUUCGAACUGCACCAGAGGCACAAGACCGUGUAAAGAUUGAAGCAAGGAAGCGUGUGAACCUGGCGUCGUCCAUGGCGUUACUGUCGGACGUGUGUCACCUUGUGGUGCCUGUGGCCAUGUCGUCAACGUCGUUGACCGACUCAGCUUUUCCGCAGCUCAGUUUCGACCGGUCAAGCUGUGCUGAUGUUUCUUCUGUUGUGGCUACUGCACUCGAAGUGUCGAUGUCAGCUCACCGGGGUCGACCGGUGCAUGAGAUAAUGGAGGGGUUCCAGUCGAGCAUGAAAGUCGCGGAAAUUUCUGCAUCGUUCCCGCACACAGCUGACCCGAUACUACUGCUUCGUAGUAUCUGCGACAGCGUGGCCAAUGAAGUAGGUCGCAACAGCUUUAUGGCAGACGAUCCAUUUCGGAGCUGCUCUCUCCUUCCGGUCAUUCAACAGAGCUCCUCUGCUUGUAGACUCAACGCAGACCACACCAACAAGAAGUACUACCGACGGCUUUACUUUCGUGGAGCAUUUGCCGGCUAUUCGUCGUUACGCUCUGCCAUCGAUACUUGCCCGAUUUCGGCGCGGAAGGUUGCGUUGCAUUGGUCCGAUGUUGUGCCGCUUACGUUAUUGGCACCUCUUUGUCCUCAGACGCUGCAAACCUCGUCUGUUGAUGCGAUCUCUCAGCUGGAACUUUCCAGUCGAACAGGAGUUUACCUGCGAACCUUAGCGCAACUUGCGGCUAGAGGGGACAAACGUACGCUGCAUGAGUUCACGCGGGCUGGAAUGAGUCCCGAUGCCUUCGAAGAAUUAGGAGCUACUUUGUUGGGCAUGAGUGACGCGUACGUCACCUAG